AUGUGCACUCGUAGGCGCACUUGCGUUGCGGUGCUGCCGUCAGCCCUACGCCCCGGUGCCUCCGUCUCUCUUCCUUCCUUUUCUCGGAGACAGAGAAGAGAAGGUGAUGGCGGAGGGGACGAGCAGACGCGUCGGGUUGGUAUGUUGCCGCCAAGCCGGCUCACACUCUCGGGGGCGCGCUACGAAUCAGAUUUGCACAUAUGUGUGUGUGUGCCUCUGCGUGGAUUCGGCGGCGACACUCAAACGCGAAUCUUUUUUUUUCGUCUUAUAGUGUGCGCAAACAACCCGUCCCUGCGGCGAAAUGUCAAAAAUGCAGUGCGGCACUGUGCUCUCCUCCUGCUUGAUGCCUUCGCCUUCUCCCUGCACUCUCCUCUUGCCCCCUCUCUCAUGCCACAAAUGCCCCCAUCCUACACAGAACACACACACACACACACACACACGUAUCCAACGCGCUGUUCGCACGGCAGUGUCGUCUGCAACAAUAACGAAAGAGGGCGAGAAGGCCAGACUCCAUCGUUUAGAAAAGCCUGUUGGCCAUUCAUUGGAAGAGGUGCAACUUUCCGCCUGAUGAACGCUCAGGACUCCGCUCCGCUCUUGAAGAAGGCAGCGCUUUGCAGCGAUGAUUCUGUGCGAUCGCCUUUGGAGGCUGGGUCGCUGACUUCACGGCGGCGUCUGUCGUCACGUCUUGGAGCACAGAUGCCCUCUUCUACCACCGCCACCGCGCUCGCGCUCACAAGUAAGCAGCGUCUCUUCAGCGAGGCCACUCUGCGCAGCAUUGCCUUACUCUUGCGCCACACGGCAGCGGAGAUCGAGGCGGCCGCGUUGGAGGAUGCAAUGGAGGAUCCCGUAGCGAGUGAGUACAUCAUGACGAAUGGGGGCCGUGCAGACGAGCACAGCGUCAGCACCACCAGCGUGAGCGUUCCGGUCACGUCUUUCUUUGCUGGCGAUGCAGAUCGGUCCGCACUAAGCUCGAGUGCGUCGUCAGGGAGCGGUGCUGAUUGGGUGUCGGGAAUGUCGGCGCCCUCAUCAACACAUGACGCGGCAACGCGCAGCACCGAUUCACCGCCGUCGCAGCCCCAAAGGGGCUCUAAGAUUACGGCGCAGGUACCCUCCACGCUGACGUUGUCGUCGUCGGCACCAGGGGACCGACCUCGGCACAGUCGCUGCUCACCACCCCCGUUGGAGCUGCGCCGUCGGCCUCGCGCGAGCUUUAGCGGGACUCUCGUCGACCAAGCAAUUCGUGCCGCGGGCGCCGCUGCCAGCAGCCCGUCCUACUCGUAUAGCUUCCCAGAGAAGUGGUUCGGCCCCCCAGCCGACGCGCUUGCGCGACGUGCUGCGCAGCGCUCGGCGGGGGACACCCUCCUCAACCCCAGCACGAGGCGAGCAUCGAUAGCGACUGCGAAGGGGUUUCGGCCCCGUUGGCAGCCGCGGACGUCCUCCGCAAAACUUACUGCUACCAAGGAAACUUCUUUUGCUGCCGCCUCGCGCUCACAGUCGCUGAACACCGCCGUGUUCUUGCCGGACCCGUCGCCCGCGAGAAGCCCGACCACGUUGACGCACCGCAACUCCUUCUCCAACCAUGCCGACUGGAACAAGGUUUUAGCGACUGCCACCUCGCAGCCACCAUUGUUUUUCGACAAUCUGCUCUUCGACCCGGCGACGAACCGCUACCUUUUCGGAGGUCAUGCGUUCCGUGAGGAGGUCCGAGUUCUACAGGCACCUGCGGCGGAUGCAUCUGCGUUGGCGGCGUCUCGCGCAGACGACGCGGGGAGCGGAAACAGCGUCACCAAGCACACGCGCGGCUCGCCGUCACCGUGGUUACUGCUUGUGAGAGAGUACAUCCCGGUAUCAGCCGAGUGCAGCAUCGUCGGAGAUGAGCAACGACCCCUCAGCGCGAGUGGUGGCAGCGUGGACGCAGUUGUGGUCCAGUGCUUCUCCCUCUUGCCACCGCAGCUAGUACAUCUACGGCCGAAUCCAUACCAGCUUCUCCCCGAGACCACCAUCACAAUGUGCCUACUCGUUGCGCUACCGGGCUGCGUGACACUGGUGACACCGCUGGACGUCUUUUUGCACGAUGCGCGGCACAGCCUCCUCAUGGUAGCGGGAUCUUCGCUGGAGCGCCUCUUGAGCAGCUCACACGAGACGACGGAAGUCCGCAGGCGUCCCGGGAGUGGAGCGCAGUCGUCUUUGGCGACUGUGAGCCCCUCCGCAUCUACUGCCCGCGUAAAUUUCGUGCAUCCUAGCACCUCGCUGGAAGCGGCCUUCGGUAACAGGGUCUCCGACGUCUCACCCUCUAGCGCUGCGACGCCGGUCUCGCUGGACGCAGCUGAGCGGGAUCGAGAUACCACACGGAUUGCCAUAGUGCAGGAGCGGCUUGUCCAAGUAGUGAUGCCGGACAUACUCGACGAGGCGAUGCACGCGAUCUACGGAACCCUUGUGGUGUACUGUAUUCAAUACGAGCAGCGGCGUCGCAUGCUCGUCGCCGUGGGUGCCGUCCACGUGCUGCAACGCUUCUUUCGUCGCUGCCUCGCCGUGAUGGAGCGAGCGGUACGGCGGAUGGUGCGCCUGUGGCGCCAGCUGGAGGUAGAUGCGCGACUGAAGCUGCAGCAAUACCGGCCGUUGCCAACGGCGAUGGAGAGGCUUGACGCGGUGGCGAACAGCAUUCUGCAGGAGCACAUGCUCACCUCGGGUAGCUACAAGCGUUCGUUCAUCGCAGCCCAGUGGGCGGCGCGGCGUCGCUCCUUUGCUCAGUGGAGACAGACCGAGGAGUGGGACAGCGUGUUUGCGUCGCACGUGCGGCGCAGGGAGAUCGACUCAAACGGCGCCGCCACCGAUAGCGCUGCGGAGAAGAGGCCGCGCAGCGCCCGACUGAGCGCCGGAGAGGAGCUGCGCUUGGAGUCGGAGUUUAACAAGCGCCGAGGUUGGUCGAGCAAGGUGAUGAUGCCGUGCACGGAGCCUUCUUCGCCCUCAAGGGCUGCCGAGUCGUAUGCUGAGCGCGAGCAAGCCGCAAUUCGUCGUUUUCUCAGCUGGUACAUAGACCCACAGGAGCUCCUCUACCUCAGCCAUCAACGCUUGCUGGAAACGCUGAAAGGUUCCGUCUUUCAGAUGGCGGAUGUACGGCUCGAGCUGAGACGCGCUGCUAACAGGCCGACGAACGAGGAUUGCGCGACACCGCUCGCUGCUUCCGUGUCCUGCAACAGCGUUCAUCAGUGCAGGUGA
This is a messenger RNA of Leishmania major strain Friedlin, 3219 nucleotides long. RefSeq lists its product as hypothetical. Bases 1 to 3219 code for a protein of 1072 amino acids. NCBI's taxonomy places the organism in Eukaryota, Euglenozoa, Kinetoplastea, Trypanosomatida, Trypanosomatidae. The record is from RefSeq and is a predicted model, not a curated record. The transcript has a single exon.